GCGCUGCCUCCGCUCGGCAGCCAGCCUGCAGCGCCGCGCCGCACAAAGAACGCGGCCCGGGCCUGCCGUGCCUUUAAAGGCGGUGGCCUGAGAUUUAAGGUGUCCCCGAGUGCCGUUCUCCGUGCUUGGCCGCCUGCGACGCGGGCUUCAUGGAGAGCGCCGGGCCCCUGCACCCACGCCGCCGUGCCCACCCCAUUGUGCACGCCCGGGGUUUGGGGACUUGGCGGGUAGGAGGAUCUGGAAAGAACCCAGCCAACCAAGAGAGGGAGGGGAGAGGUUGAGCUGGGAGGAGCGUGGGCCCAAGAACCAUGUCUACGCGGGAGUCCUUUAACCCGGAAAGUUAUGAAUUGGACAAGAGCUUCAGGCUAACCAGAUUCACUGAACUGAAGGGCACAGGCUGCAAAGUGCCCCAAGAUGUCCUGCAGAAAUUGCUGGAAUCUUUACAAGAGAACCACUUCCAAGAAGAUGAGCAGUUUCUGGGAGCUGUUAUGCCCAGACUCGGCAUUGGAAUGGAUACGUGUGUCAUUCCUUUGAGGCAUGGUGGCCUUUCCUUGGUUCAAACCACAGAUUACAUUUAUCCCAUUGUUGACGACCCUUACAUGAUGGGCAGGAUAGCAUGUGCCAACGUCCUCAGUGACCUCUAUGCAAUGGGUGUCACAGAAUGUGACAAUAUGCUGAUGCUCCUUGGAGUCAGUAAUAAAAUGACCGACAGGGAAAGAGAUAAAGUGAUGCCCCUAAUUAUACAGGGUUUUAAAGAUGCAGCUGAGGAAGCAGGGACAUCCGUCACAGGUGGCCAGACAGUGCUGAACCCCUGGAUUGUUUUGGGAGGAGUCGCCACAACUGUCUGCCAGCCCAAUGAAUUU
Molecule: messenger RNA, 863 nt
Organism: Tupaia belangeri chinensis (Chinese tree shrew)
Lineage: Eukaryota; Metazoa; Chordata; Mammalia; Scandentia; Tupaiidae
Product: selenide, water dikinase 1
Exons: 5
Biological process (GO): L-selenocysteine biosynthetic process
Cellular component (GO): cytoplasm
Molecular function (GO): selenide, water dikinase activity; ATP binding
Source: RefSeq, a predicted model, not a curated record